UAUUUUCUCUGGAGUGUCCUUUACCAUCUACCUCUGUAGGAGGUUAGGAGGAGGUGGACGCUAGCCCUGGGGGUUCUUGAGGAAGAAGGCCUUUAGAGGUCUUGCAGAAGUCAGGUCCUCUCACUGCUGCGUCCUGUCAAAGGGAGGAGAAAGCCUGCGGGAGUUGGGCAAAGAGCCUUGGGUCAAGCUGGGCCAGUCACAGACACAACGGUGGCCUCAGGCUGCAGCUCCAGUCUGGGUUUCCGUCCACUCACAGCAUGGCUUCAGGACCUCAGGGCGCUUGGGUGGACAGUGGGUAGGGACAGAGGCUCGCAAACGCCUUAAUCUCCCCGCCCAUGCUCCUCCACGGAAGAAAACAAAACAGGCUUGCGGGAUCCUGCAGCGUCCGAAGACAUCACUACGCGGAACGUCACCCUCGCUCUGGGCUUUGCGGGAGAGCGCACCGGACGGAGGAGGAUGGUUCAGCGCGGGCUGAGCUGGAAGGGGUUCUCUGCUCGUCCGGCCGCCGCCUUCGUGUCGCUGCCUCCCUGGCUCUGCAGCGUCUCGGGGGUGGCGGCCGCGCGGCCGAGCAGGGGAUGCGCUUACAUAACCGCUCGCCGGGUCUUGCUGCCUCGCGCGCUCGGGAGCCGCGGGCGGGGCGCGCCGCGGGACCGCGAUGCUGCCGGGACGAGCGCGGCUGGGUCCCGGCCGGCCGGGCAGGCGGAGGAGCGCGAGCCGCGGCUGGAGGAGGGCGCCGGCAGCGGGGGAGGUGAAGGCCGGCCUGCCACUCCUGCUAUGAUGCCUGGGCAGAUCCCAGACCCUUCAGUGACCGCAGGCUCUCUGCCAGGGCUCGGCCCCCUCACCGGACUUCCCAGCUCUGCUCUGACCACAGAGGAGCUGAAAUACGCUGACAUCCGCAACAUUGGGGCCAUGAUUGCGCCCUUGCACUUCCUGGAGGUGAAACUGGGCAAGAGGCCCCAACCCGUGAAGAGCGAGCUAGACGAGGAAGAAGAGCGAAGGAAAAGGCGCCGAGAGAAGAACAAAGUCGCCGCGGCCAGAUGCCGGAACAAGAAGAAGGAGCGCACGGAGUUUCUGCAGAGGGAGUCCGAGCGGCUGGAGCUCAUGAAUGCAGAGCUGAAGACCCAGAUCGAGGAGCUGAAGCUGGAGCGGCAACAGCUCAUCCUGAUGCUCAACCGCCACCGCCCCACCUGCAUCGUGCGCACGGACAGCGUCAGGACGCCUGAGUCCGAGGGCAACCCGCUGCUGGAGCAGCUGGACAAGAAGUGACCCAAGGGCCUGGAGGACGCAUCGGAGGAAGAGGGGAGGGGGGCGGAGCAGCCAAAGGAGAAGAGGAGCGAGGUGAUGGAGGCCCCCCUGGGUGCAUGACAAACUCUGUGAUGAGGCGCAGCAUAACUGGCCUCCAGUCUGCUCUUUUCUGAAACUCAGCCCAGCCACGUGAGAGCAGACUGAAGAAACCAGAGGGACCAAGCGAUGAGACCAAAGUUGACCCGCAGGUGGGGGCUGUCCCACUCCAAGGCCCAGCUAGAAGGGCACCUCAGUCAGAGAGAUGCCCAACCAGGUAGCCUCCUCAGGCGCUCCUCUGGCCUCUCCGCCAAGACCCCCCACCCAAAGGACUACCGAGCAGCCAAGAAAAGCCAUGCGUCACGAGCACAGUGUGGCCGAGGAUGAAACUUAGCGUGGACCGCAAUCCACUUCCCCAGCCCUGCCCAAGCCCGAUGGAAAGGGGUGCCCUGUGGGGCUGUGAUGGCCCUGCCCGGGUGGCGCAGCCUGGUGGCCCUGCUGGAGUUUGCUGUGGCACUGAGGCGCGGGCGCCCUUCCAAAGCACACACUCAGUCGAUGAAUGUUUACAGACUGGCUGUCCUGGCGGGGCUUCCAACUGCACACUUUUUUUUUAAUACUUUCUUUUUUUUAAAUAUUUUUUACAAAAAAAAGAUUUUAUACGAGCAAUAUAUAUAUGGAUUUCUAUAAUCACUCGAUGUGACACAGUACAAAUAUGCUAUGGUCUGUUGUUACGGACAUCCACCCACCAGUUACAGCCAUUGUAAUUCCUAAGUACUGUAGACUCUGGGUGUUGGGGGGUGGUGGCCAGGCGGGUGGGGUGCAUUUCCAUCCUUGUAAACCCUUCCUAGUACUCAGUCCUGUAUCGCUCAGUAAACAUUGCUCUAAUUA
Mesocricetus auratus (golden hamster) is the source of this 2169-nucleotide messenger RNA. It is a transcript of the gene Jdp2, whose product is annotated as Jun dimerization protein 2. Gene Ontology annotation, biological process: regulation of transcription by RNA polymerase II. The transcript has 4 exons. The record is from RefSeq and is a predicted model, not a curated record. Gene Ontology annotation, molecular function: DNA-binding transcription factor activity, RNA polymerase II-specific; RNA polymerase II cis-regulatory region sequence-specific DNA binding. Bases 457 to 1266 code for a protein of 269 amino acids. Lineage: Eukaryota; Metazoa; Chordata; Mammalia; Rodentia; Cricetidae. Gene Ontology annotation, cellular component: nucleus.